This is a messenger RNA of Macrosiphum euphorbiae (potato aphid), 591 nucleotides long. NCBI's taxonomy places the organism in Eukaryota, Metazoa, Arthropoda, Insecta, Hemiptera, Aphididae. The record is from the annotation of a GenBank genome assembly.
AUGGAUUUUACGUCUAGUUCUUUGGAAACCAACGGCACGUACUUCGCAUGUGAAUCUAACCAAGUACCCGGCCGACGGACUCCUCUGAGUGCCGUUGGACUGGGAGGAUAUUAUUUCCCUCAACCAUCAUCAGUUGCCUCCGACGAAAAUAGCCCGGGCCCGGCUUGUCAACAAUUCAAUAAUGGUUCUGACAACAGAAUACCUAACAAUGGUCAAGGCACUUCGACAAUGUCCGGUGUGGGAGCCAAGUCCAAGUCCAAGCAAGGUAAGUCCGUCCGGUUGAAUAUCAACGCCCGGGAGAGGAGAAGGAUGCACGACUUGAAUGAUGCGCUGGACGAACUCAGAAGUGUCAUACCAUAUGCUCACUCGCCGUCCGUAAGGAAAUUGUCGAAAAUCGCUACGCUUUUAUUGGCAAAAAAUUACAUUUUAAUGCAAGCAAACGCUCUAGAAGAAUUAAGAAGACUGAUCACUUACAUACAGGCUCAAGGAACAAUGACAAUGCCACCAGGUUUUGAUCUACAAGCUUCGAUGUAUCCCAUUAAACCUUCAUUGGCUUCACCCAACGCUUCACCCGAUUCUCCACAGUCUUAA